AUAUAGAUAAUAAUAAAAAAAGUAAAGCAGCGGAAAAGUGUGGAAAUACUCAUAAAAAUAACUCACGCUGCUUCCAUUCUAAAUACCGCGUUGACAGCCACAAGUGGCAAGUGGCAUAUCCAGAGCCCAAGGAGCUCCAGCUGUCUGUCUACGCGAGUGAUUCACUUAGAUCGCCGGAACACCAGCAUCCGGGGGAGCCUCUCGAGCCACGAGAAGCGUCCUUGACUUGGAGUGGACGGAAAAACAUUGGAGUGAAGAGCCCACCAGCCCCACUCGGGCUCCCCACACCACAGCGGAGAAGACUUUUGAAAAAAAAGGCCCAACGAUGAAUUGGAUGCGCGUGCUGCUAAUCGGGUUGACCGCCUUGGCGCUGACAUUCGUGGAGGUUGCAUCACUCUCACUGGAUCCAGUUGCUUCAGCUGAACUGGAACAGUUUAUACGAAAAGGAGAUGUGGUUAUAUCAACACGCCAUAUACGACCUCGUCGUAAGCUACACAUCUCCAUAGAGGCCCUCUUCAUGAUUGAUUUCCCCAUGCUGAAGCACAAGAUGUCCUUCUUCCUGGACCGCAAACAGCAGCGUGUCACUCUGGACAUCAGUGCCAACGGCGCCACCGAGUCGCGCAACUUCGAGAUACCCAACAUCAACGAGACCAGCACCAUCAGGUCCCUGGCUCUGCAGUUCUCCAAGAAUCGCAUAACCCUCUAUGUGGACUGCAAGGCGAGCACGCAUCACGACAUUGACAUGAACCUGGCCAAGUUGUACACCCAAAUGGACGAUCCGGUGAUUAAGCUGUUUCGUGAGCGCAAGUAUCCCCUGCUUUUCGACGGGGACAUGGAGCAUUCCCUGCAGCGGGCCAAUUGCCAGAAGGGUCUCCAUCGGCGGGGCAAUCGCCGCAUGCUGCGCAACAAGAUCACAGAACGUGAGAAAAACAAGAAGCGUGAUGUCCGUUACUGGAAUGAGCCAACGAUCGCCGGGGAUAGAGUCCGGGAGGAUCACAGACAUCAGGAGGUGCCUACUGAGGUGGAGCGUGGUGAUAUCCCUGUUCUGCAUGGCGAUUGUGAAGACGCCCUCGCACGCUCGCUGAGCGAUUUACUGGCAUUGGUUAAGCUCCUCCGCGAGGACGUCGCCCACCAGCGCCAGGAGAUAGCCUACCUGCGGAUGCUCUUGGAGAACUGUGCCGGCUGCAAGAAUCCCCUGAGUCCAGAUAACCAAUUGCGCCUCGAAGACUGCCGCAACGCGAAUCCUUGUUAUCCAGGAGUGGAGUGCCUGGACUCGGCGUCUGGUCCCAGAUGUGGCCAUUGUCCCAUUGGUUUCUUCGGAGAUGGCAAGACCUGCAAGCCGGGCGUCACCUGCGCCCAACUGGUGUGCUAUCCAGGCGUUCAGUGUCGUGAUACCGUGAAUGGGGCGCAGUGUGACUCCUGUCCGGUUGGCUACGAAGGUGAUGGACGCACAUGUUCCCUACGAAAUCCUUGCCUGGACACCCCAUGCCCCUCAGGUGCUCAGUGUCUCCAGGUGGGUUUCCCGCCUUACUUCCAAUGCAUAUCCUGCCAAAAGGGUCAGGAGAUCAAUGGCACCAGCUGCCGGGACGUGGACGAGUGCCGUCUGUAUAAUCCCUGCGAUGAGCGCACAAUCUGUACUAACCUUAAUCCUGGCUUCCAAUGUGGUCCCUGUCCUCCCGGCUAUGAUGGAGUGCAUGUCCAUGGUUACUAUGCUGAGCAUCUUUCGGUGGACUACCGCAGACAAACCUGCCAGGACGUGGAUGAAUGCCUAUCAGGAUUCUUUCGAUGUCCUGAAAAUUCCUUAUGUAUCAACGAACUUGGCUCAUACAGAUGCCAGUGCUUUGAAGGCUUCGUGAAGAACGGCACCUACAGCUGCCUGGAGAGAUCCUCUGUGGCUGUCUGUCCGGAUGGAAACAUAUGCGACCGCAAUGCCCAGUGCCUUCUGUUGGACAACCAGCGUUUCAAGUGCCAUUGCAGUGUGGGUUGGGCGGGCAACGGAUUGGUGUGUGGAAGGGACCGGGAUCUGGAUGGCUGGCCGGACCAGUCACUCUCCUGUCCAGAGCUCCACUGUCGAAAGGACAAUUGCCCAGAUCUGCCCAACUCAGGGCAGGAGGACGCCGACCUGGACGGCUUUGGCGAUGGCUGUGACGAAGAUGCUGACGGUGACCUUGUGUUGAACAACAAGGACAACUGCCCACUGAGGUACAACACCGAACAGGUGGACUCGGACGGGGAUGGGGUGGGCGAUGUGUGCGACAACUGCAUUCACAGACACAAUCCCCGCCAGGAGGACGCCGAUGGAGACGGGCGGGGCAACGAGUGUGACGAGGACGCGGAUAACGACUCGAUACCCAACGGGGAAGACAACUGCCCACUAUUGGCCAAUCCCAACCAGGCGGAUGUGGACAACGACGGCGUGGGCGAUGGCUGCGAUAACUGCCCCACCAUCCCCAAUCCCACUCAGGAGGAUCGCGAUAUGGACUUUGUGGGCAAUGCGUGUGACAGUGGCAUCGAUGGCGAUGACGAUGGCAUCCAGGACUCGGAGGACAACUGUCCAAUGGUAAGCAACUCCGAUCAGCUGGACACUGAUGAGGAUGGCAAGGGCGACGCCUGCGAUGACGACAUGGAUGGCGACGGUAUUCCCAACUACAGGGACAACUGCCCGCUGGUGAAGAACCCGAAGCAGCUAGACUUUGAUCGCAAUGGCAAAGGGGAUCUUUGCCAGGAGGACGAGGAUGAUGACGGUGUGCCAAACAUUAUAGACAAUUGCCCCAACAACUCGAUGAUCCAUCACACGGACUUCCGAACCCUCCGCACGAUCGCCUUGGAUCCGCAUGGCGAUUCGCAGCAGGAUCCCAACUGGGUGGUCCAUGCCAAUGGAACUGAGAUCGUCCAGACCCUCAACUCGGAUCCUGGCCUGGCUGUGGGUCGCGAUUCCUUCGGUGGCGUGGACUUCGAGGGCACCUUCUACGUAAACGAUGACACAGACGAUGACUAUGCCGGGUUUGUGUUCAGUUAUCAGAGCAACCACAAGUACUACGUGGUGCAGUGGAAAAAGGGCUCCCAGACCUACUGGGAGGCGGAACCAUUCAUUGCGUCCGCCUCCCCGGGCAUCCAGAUCAAGCUGGUGGAUAGCCUCACGGGCCCGGGGUCCAGGAUGCGAAAUAGCCUGUGGCAUGAAGGUGAUACUCCUGGCGAGGCGCGAUUACUGUGGAAGGAGCCGCGAAACACCGGUUGGAAAGAGCGCACCCCCUACCGCUGGUCACUGGUGCAUCGCCCGGCCAUCGGCCUCAUCCGCCUGCAAAUGUUCGAGGGCCAUCGGCUAAUCAUCGACUCGGGCAACGUCUACGAUUCCACGUUGAAGGGCGGACGACUGGGCGUGUUCUGCUUCUCCCAGGAGAUGAUUAUAUGGUCGAAUCUAAACUACAAGUGCAACAACCAUGUGGACUCCUUCAUCUACAAUGAGCUGCCUGAUCAUCUCAAGCUGAAAGUUGAGUUGCAGAACUGAAGAUGCCUUCAGGGGCUAGAGCCUCCCUUGCCAUCAUUUUUAACCAAAUUACUAUUUAACAUUUAACUAAAUAAUGUACUAAGUAAAAAAAAAAGGU
Messenger RNA from Drosophila bipectinata, 3605 nucleotides. Its product is annotated as cartilage oligomeric matrix protein. Gene Ontology annotation, molecular function: calcium ion binding. NCBI's taxonomy places the organism in Eukaryota, Metazoa, Arthropoda, Insecta, Diptera, Drosophilidae. The record is from RefSeq and is a predicted model, not a curated record. Gene Ontology annotation, cellular component: extracellular region. Gene Ontology annotation, biological process: cell adhesion.